AAAAAAAAAAAGACGCCGUUGCCGGGGAUCGAACCCAGGUCACCCGCGUGACAGGCGGGAAUACUCACCACUAUACUACAACGACUUUGUUAAUAUGUUGGCCUUAAACAAAAACUUAAUAAUUUGUUAACAGAGAAGUCAAUUCUUUUAGGGGCUGAGACGUGAGAGACAAGAAGAAACCCUAAUUUCCAACGACCUUUGUUGAUUCUCGAAAAAAAAACAAUGGAGAAGAUGUCCGAUUUCCAAGGGAAUUGGUGGAGGAGAUACUCAGUGAAAUCGAUGAGAGAAGUCCGAUUGACUUGCAAAAGUACUUUAUCGAAUCACAUUGGUAAAGCAGCAGCUGCAAAGGAAGGGGAGUUUCUGCGGAUCGUGAUGGUAAACAAUACGGUUUGUUUAAUACGUGUCAAUCUCCAUGGAAUUCACAACAACUCUGAUCCAUUUAUAAACUAUGAAGGCUCGUGGUUUGGAACCCGUAUACGGGGCAAACUCGGUGGAUCUGCAUUGAACGCAACUCUGGUCCCCUUUGGUAUCAUGCUCUCGGAUAUGAGAAGAGUGAAUCAUGCCGCCGCAUCCAUAAAAAUAUCAACUUUUGGAGAAGAGCAGCUUGCGGUGUUAGUUCAGCCUUUCUGUAGCUAUGGGAUGGAAAUUUGGGUUACGAAUAAGAUUGAGCCCAAUGCGGUGUCAUGGAGCAAGUUCUUAGCGAUUGUUGAUAUGGGAGUAUUGAUUGAGCCGAGUUUCCUCAUUCACAAGGAGAAGCAAGCCGUGGUUGUUUUUGAUGAACAUGGCGAUUUAGUGAACCACCGUUGCGACAUAGCUUACAUCGUUGGUGAAAACGGAUACUUCAGACAAAUGGAUCUCGGAGAAAUUACAGAGAGACAGGGUUUAUUGUGUGGAUGUGAUGAAAAACUUUUUAAAAAUUUCUUACACUUUGCAACCAGAUAUGUUACAAACUAAGUCUGAUUCUUGUAUUUUUUU
Molecule: messenger RNA, 975 nt
Organism: Arabidopsis lyrata subsp. lyrata
Lineage: Eukaryota; Viridiplantae; Streptophyta; Magnoliopsida; Brassicales; Brassicaceae
Product: putative F-box protein At3g17620
Source: RefSeq, a predicted model, not a curated record